Messenger RNA from Coregonus sp. 'balchen', 5388 nucleotides. The record is from the annotation of a GenBank genome assembly. NCBI's taxonomy places the organism in Eukaryota, Metazoa, Chordata, Actinopteri, Salmoniformes, Salmonidae.
AUGGCAGGCGUCAUACGUGCCGUCGCAGAUGUAACGUCAUUACGUAACAGUUCCUAAAAAUAACUGUAGAUGGCAGUAAUGCACAUCUCUAAAGAAAAAUGAAAUACAAAAAAGAAAUUUAAAUUAUGCAAUCCCAUUCAUCACACAUCUGUCCACCUGACAGCUUUAUUGUCAACCACAAUUUGUUGUGUCAUUAUCAGGACCAAGAAUUCCUGUCUCAAGUGACAGUCAAUACUCUGGAUGAUGGUGAUGAGGAGGCUGAGUGGCUAGGUAGGGAAAACAGGCAUAAUAAAAAACAAAUAUUCUGGUUAAAUUAUUUGUAUAAUAGAUAUUCAAUGGUAUAAGCUAUUGGUGUAAAAGGCUCUGGGUGUGGUGAGAGAGUUCAAAGAGAUGCUUGUGCUCAGAACAAGCUAUGUGACAUUGAGUUCUGUGAGGUUCUGAAAAUGAUCUUUCAGAUAACAUCAGUGUCAGUUUAACUGUUAACUCCCAUCACUCAUUGCCUGGCAGAAGAACAUAAUUGCACUUCAAUGGAAUUCUAAACCAUAGCAUCCAACACCUAUCUAUCUGUGGACAUAGAGAGAAAGUAACACCUAUAAAUAGGCAAGCCUAACAUCCAGUGGGACAGCCUAGAGGAAAGAAAUGCUCUCAUAUAAUCCAGCCAUGGAUAUAAACUAACAAGACUCCAAAGAUAACCAUCCGCUACAGUGUCCCCCUGUCUGAUCCGCCUGCCUUAAGUCAUAAUAUACCUGACAACAUCAGAUUGACCACUGCCAUUGAUAAUACACUGUACCAAUAGUGCUCAGGUCAGUAAUAUGGGUAAAACAUGUUAUAGAAAAUAAUAAUUCUGAUCAUUCAAUAGGUGAUUGAUUUCUCAAUAAAUUUGAAAAGUUGAAACUUGAAAGACAGUAUUUCCUCAUAAGGUACAUUGAGAAAAAUAAAGGCUGUUGAAGGGGGUGGGACGAAUAAGGAUCUCAGUUUGCAAACUCAACAUGGAGGGACUCCACUGGAUGCACGUUAAUGACACCUGUUACACACCAUGACCCUAAAAGGAGAGAGCAGGGCCAAUCAGGGCUCAGCACAGCUGACGCAGACCAGUCAGACCGCCAGCUCGGAAGAAGGACGAGAGGUCAUAACCCUCAGCUGUUCACCACGUUUAGCGGCUCAGCUCACAUACCAGCAGCAGCCUGGCCCACUGACAUAUACAGUGUUUUACUGACUGGACCGAAGCCUCUCUCAUUCGUCUCCUCAACAAGGCCCACAAAUCUACUAUUUCCGCUCACACCUAGUGUGUGUCAACAAAAACACUGUGACACGUCUGCUCAAUGUUUUUAGAGAGAAUUGUAUGAUGUACAAUUUCAGUAAAUGUCUUAAUCACUUUUCAGAUUUCUCCCAAACCCUGUCCUUUAAAACGACAACACCAUCAAUCUAAAUUUACAAUGACCACUGCACCUUUUUGUGUGAUCUCAGAAAUCAUGGUUGAUCAAAACCUUGAUUCAGAAUUCUUUAAAGUGUCAAAUGGAUGCACUGAACUCGCUAUAAUUGAACUAUUCUGUUUGUAAAAAACAAAAUAAAUUAAAUUAAAGCUAUACCUACAGAAAAGUAUUCAAAUAAAGAAGACCAUUGUAAUUGCAUUUUAAUGGUCUGACACCUUUGUGAAUACCAUUAUAACAUCCAGACAUCUUUAUAAAAUAAAACAUUCCCUUUUCACUUCUCAUCUUAUUUCUAAAGCAGAUCAGUCUGGCAUUUCUCAGGAAGCAUCUCACCAUUUUUGAGGAGUCCCAUCUCACCCGAUCGUUGUUUUGUUUUUUUCUAGGAGCUCUUAUUUGGACUUGUGUAAACUCCAGGCUCCACCCCUGGUCCCCAGACCCCACUCUUAUUUAAGGGGUCCUCUCCCCCUCCUCCUUUGUCCCAGUGGAAGCAUCAGUCUUGCGCUACAACUUGGUGAGUGAAUAUUACUGCAUAUUACUACUUAUUUCUAUGGAAAACAUGAGACUUUGUGGGGACUGGGUGUCCACAUUUUAGUUAUUUGAGUACAUCUUCACCUGGCGCUGACCAGACAGAGCUGGUCUCUGACAUUGGAUGAUAUAGUGUUUUCUACCUGGAUGGAUUGUUUGUAGCUUUAUUGAGGCAUGAACUAGAAGUACACUUCAAACUGAAGUCACUGCUUAUUGGAAUGGAUUCAUGGUAUCGCACCAAAAUAAUAAGAGACAUUCAGCUAUUCAGAGAUUUGUGAAUAAUAAACGAUUUAUCAUCAGGUGAUUGUGGGGAGGGUGCAGGUAAAUACAGUGUAAUAACUUAGUAAAAAGUUACCAAUACACUGAUCAAUGCUGGUUUGGUCAGGUACAUUGAGACAGAACUAAAUACUGUCUAAUGAAUGAAGCCAUUAUAGGCAGAUGGGGCAAGGAGCCAUGCUGUAAACAGAGGUGUUACAAUGUGCCGACAGCUGCUCUCUGGGUUGGCUCCAACUCUCCCAUGUCUGAAAUAGCUCCAGAUAGGGAUCCAUGGAGGUCAAUGUGGCACUUGGUGUAGCUGUGUGUGGAGCAACCAGGGUGUGGAGCUUAAAAUAGAUAGCUGGUCUUGCUUGCUGCUUCCACUGAUAUGCCCCUUUUUGGAGCUACCUCGGCAGCCCUAAAAUGUCCCAGGAACAAUCAUGACAGCCGAUACACAGUAUCACUAACUUCACAACAUGUUUGGGACAAAAAUACAAUGGGAUAAAUUGUAGAUAGCUGCUAUUUUAAAUACAAGGAAUUGAUAACAUUUUCAAAACAGUUUUAAGACAAGUUGUACAACUUUGACUACAGUAGUAAAAUCAAUAUAUUAUUCCAAAAGACAAAAAAAUGCAGAAUAUCGAAAACAUGGAUUCGGAUGCAAACAUUUUUCAUGUCAGUACAGUAAUAAAUUAUUUGUGGUGGUGAACAAACCAAUUAGGAUAGGCCUGCUGGAAAUUCCUUCAAUGGUGGGGGGCGGGGGGGGGGGUUGCAGCUGUUCCCACCACUCAGUCUCACCCCUGUGUCUCUCUGUCACCCACAGACCAUCCCAGUAAAACCAUGUGUGACGACGACGAGACUACCGCCCUUGUGUGCGACAAUGGCUCUGGCUUGGUCAAGGCUGGAUUUGCCGGAGAUGACGCUCCCCGUGCUGUCUUCCCUUCCAUUGUUGGAAGGCCCCGCCACCAGGUACUGUACCAUAAUGUAACUGGGGCUGGUAUAGAUUGUGCCAUUGUAUAGACACACAUUUUUAGGGGGGAACUGUCAAAAAGGGUGCAGUAGGUUAGUUUGCCGUCUGUCAUGUAGGCUACAGUGAUGAUUGUGUCACUCCUAACCUCUCUUCUUUCUCAUCCAGGGUGUGAUGGUGGGUAUGGGUCAGAAGGACAGCUAUGUAGGUGAUGAGGCUCAGAGCAAGAGGGGUAUCCUGACUCUGAAGUACCCCAUUGAGCAUGGCAUCAUCACUAACUGGGACGAUAUGGAGAAGGUGGGUCCUAGAUUACAACACACUUCUUACAACAUCUUGCAGAGUUUUGGCAUUGACUUUGGCACAAGACUAGAAGUAAAUACAUGCAGUAUAAUAAUAUAAUAAACUGGAAACUUUUACUAUUUCGUAUCCUUGCAGAUCUGGCACCACACCUUCUACAAUGAGCUGCGUGUGGCCCCUGAGGAGCACCCCACCCUGCUGACAGAGGCUCCCCUGAACCCCAAGGCCAACAGAGAGAAGAUGACCCAGGUACUUUGAACUCCAUUAUCCCCCCACUUUAUUUCAAAUCCAUGUCUUUUGUUAGAGGAUAACAGUCAAGCAAACUUCUGAAAUGUUUAUCUUAUUCUUGCCUUAUAGAUCAUGUUUGAGACCUUCAACGUUCCUGCUAUGUAUGUGGCCAUCCAGGCUGUCCUGUCCCUGUACGCCUCCGGUCGUACCACCGGUCAGUAUUCCAGGACACUGCCUCUUAUAUGUACCAAUGUCAACCAUGGAUAGUUGCUAUAUUACUGAUACAAUAUGUAGUUUGCUUCCACACAUUAGUGGUCAAUAUGACAACAGGAGACAGCUCAAAUCAAGUUGAUGCACCUGUAUUACAAUAGUGUUGAGUAAGUGAGCUGUUUAGUUGUCAGAGACAGCUAGAUUAAUUGUUCCUUUGUUGUCGAGGACAUGUUAUUCCCUGUUUGGCAGGGUAUGUGGCAGGGUAUGUGGCACACCUGUAGCCAUUGAUGUCAGCUGCAUUGUUUGUUAGUUUAUGAUGUGACAUAUGCUUGGAGUGAUUCCCAUAUGGCAGCCGGCCAUUCCUCUGUCAGUCAUGUCUGUCUGACUGACUAAUGUGCUUUGUCUGCUCCCUAUAGGUAUUGUGCUGGACUCUGGUGAUGGUGUGACCCACAACGUCCCCAUCUAUGAGGGUUAUGCUCUUCCCCACGCCAUCAUGCGCCUGGAUCUGGCUGGUCGCGAUCUGACUGACUACCUGAUGAAGAUCCUGACAGAGCGUGGCUACUCUUUCGUGACCACUGGUAAGGAGAGCUAACUUCUGUCAAUGAGGUUAUGCCUCAUUUUUUAUGUUAUUGUAAUUUCUGUGUGUUUAGAGCAAUCUCUUGCUGUGCAGUUGUGUAAAUGUUCUUCCUCUCAUCAUUGAAACUUGCCCCCCUUAGCUGAACGUGAGAUUGUGCGUGACAUCAAGGAGAAGCUGUGCUAUGUGGCUCUGGACUUCGAGAAUGAGAUGGCCACCGCUGCCUCUUCCUCCUCCCUGGAGAAGAGCUACGAGCUUCCUGACGGUCAGGUCAUUACCAUUGGUAAUGAGCGUUUCCGUUGCCCAGAAACCCUCUUCCAGCCUUCCUUCAUUGGUAAGUUAUACUUACAGUAUGCAUUUUGCAUUAUACAUUAUGGUUGCUAUACAGUGUGUUAUUACAAUCAAUGUUUUUGUGUUUCUGUGUCAAUUAAUUAUCUUCUGUAAUAUCUUCUACCAGGUAUGGAGUCCGCUGGUAUCCAUGAGACCGCCUACAACAGCAUCAUGAAGUGUGACAUUGACAUCCGUAAGGACCUGUACGCCAACAAUGUGCUGUCUGGUGGUACCACCAUGUACCCUGGUAUUGCUGACCGUAUGCAGAAGGAGAUCACAGCCCUGGCCCCCAGCACCAUGAAGAUCAAGGUGAGGGACAAUCCCACCAUGUUAAACUUCAGGAAGUUAACCAUCAAGUUAAUUGUAAUGUUCCGAUUUACAGUGGGUCUACGUGAAACUAAGCAAUUCCCUGUACUCUGUUUAUCUUCUAGAUCAUCGCUCCCCCCGAGCGUAAGUACUCCGUCUGGAUUGGUGGCUCCAUUUUGGCUUCCCUGUCCACCUUCCAGGCAAUGUGGAUCAGCAAGCAGGAGUACGAUGAGGCAGGCCCCUCCAUUGUCCACAGGAAGUGCUUCUAA